AUGGCCCUUACAUUGGCUCAUAUUUCUGUCACCCACUCACAUCUCUCUCUGCCUCUCUCUCUCUCUCUCUCUCUCUCUCUCCCUCUCUCUCUGUCUCUCUCUCUCUCUCUCUCUCUCCUGUUUCCUCUCUUUUUCGUUCUUGUUCUCCCUAUCUAUUUCUAUCUCUUUUUUAUCCCUGACUUUCUCCAUCUUUCUCUCUCUCUCUCUCUCUCUCUCUCUCUCUCUCUUUCUUUCGUACACACACACACACGGUCUCACGCACAGUUAUUAAAUUUGCAUGAUUGCUUGCAUUUACCUCUCCGUCUCUCCUCUCUCUUAACUCCCUCUCUCCUAACUCCCUCUCUCCUCUCCCUAUCUCUCCCUCCUUGUAGCAUUUCUAGCAAAUCUUUCCUUCUAACCUACUUCCUUCUGCUAAUAACCCUUCCUCUCGCUUCCUUUCUUCAUCCUUCUCUUCAUUGUCCUUAUCUCUCGCCAACAUACACACGCAUACGACCAGAGACAUGA
Molecule: messenger RNA, 504 nt
Organism: Acanthosepion pharaonis
Lineage: Eukaryota; Metazoa; Mollusca; Cephalopoda; Sepiida; Sepiidae
Source: the annotation of a GenBank genome assembly